Macadamia integrifolia is the source of this 1781-nucleotide messenger RNA. RefSeq names its product MDIS1-interacting receptor like kinase 2-like. Lineage: Eukaryota; Viridiplantae; Streptophyta; Magnoliopsida; Proteales; Proteaceae. Gene Ontology annotation, biological process: protein phosphorylation. The transcript is spliced from 2 exons. Bases 25 to 1299 code for a protein of 424 amino acids. The record is from RefSeq and is a predicted model, not a curated record. Gene Ontology annotation, molecular function: protein kinase activity; ATP binding.
UCAAUACCUUUUUCUCUUGAAAAUAUGGUUAGCUUAGUAUCUCUUGAUCUAUCCGACAAUGAGUUAGAGGGUGUUGUUCCUAACAAUAGGGUUUUUAGAAAUGCUUCUUCGCCACAAGCGUUUAGAAACAAUAAAGGGUUAUGUGGUGACCUUCAAGGUCUACUUCCCUGCAAUCAAUCUCGUAGAAGUAAGGGAUUGAAGAAAAAUGGACAUAAGGUCCUCAUAUCCAUCUUUGCUUCUUUGAUAGGAAUUGUAUUCCUAGCACUUGCAAUUAUCGGUGUUUUCUACCUCUUGCACAAAAAAGCAAAAAAAGGAAAUAUAGAAGCAACAACAAGAAAUCAUGGCAAUAUAUUUUCAAUAUGGAAUUUCGAUGGCCAGAUUGCUUAUGAGGAUAUUAUUCAAGUAACAGAGAAUUUUGAUUCCAAAUAUUGCAUCGGAACUGGAACUUUUGGGAAUGUUUAUAGAGCAGUGCUACCUACUGGCCAUGUUGUAGCUUUGAAGAAGUUCCAUCCAUUGGAAGGUGAGACAAUUAUAGUUAAUGAUGAAACCUUUGGGAAUGAGAUACGUAUACUAACAGAAAUAAGGCAUCGGAACAUUGUCAAACUUUAUGGGUUUUGCUCCCAUCCACUAUGCAUGUUUCUUAUUUAUGAGUACAUGGAAAAAGGCAGCUUAGCACGCAUCUUGAGCAAUCAAGUUGAGGCUAUGGAGUUGGAUUGGUUGAAAAGAGUAAAUAUCAUCAAAAGUGUGGCCAAUGCUUUGUCUUACUUGCAUAAUGAUUGUAUUCCACCAAUAAUUCAUCGAGAUAUUUCAAGCAAAAAUAUAUUGCUAGACUUGGAACUUGAGGCUCGGGUAUCUGAUUUUGGCAUUGCAAGACUAUUAAAGCAAGACUCAUCUAAUUGGACGUCACUUAAAGGAACUCAAGGGUAUAUUGCUCCAGAGCUUGCCUAUACUAUGGUUAUAACUGAGAAGUGUGAUGUAUAUAGUUUUGGGGUACUAACACUAGAAACAAUUAUGGGAAGGCAUCCAGGGGAGCUUAUCUCAUCUUUAACGACACUAGUUGGCCAAAAGAUGUUGUUAAGGAAUAUGUUAGACCCAUGCCUCACCUUUCCAUCAGAUCCCAAGGUGGCGAAGGAAGUGAUUUCUGUUGUGAGAAUUGCACUUGCAUGUUUACGUAGUCACCCACAAUCUCGUCCAACUAUGCAUCAAGUAUUAGAAGAGCUACUUGUUAUCCAACCAUCAUCUAUGGAGCAUUUUCAUACAAUUUCUAUAGGUGACCUAAAUGAUAUUGACGUGCAAUAAUUGUGAUCGAAGAUUCAUUUGACCUACAGGGGAUUGAGGCGAUUCAUUUCAGACUACACUCAAAAUUAAACAAUAGUUCUCAAGGUCAGCCUUAUGUUAAUUGCUUCUUCUUCUUCUUCUUCUUCUUUUUUUUUUAUUUUAAUUUUUUAUUUUUAAAUCCAAUGUUUAAACUAUAUAACCUUUUAAGCUUUUGAUGAUGGCAUGGCUGAAGUUCUCAUUGUAGACCACACAACUAGUCUUUAUUUCUUUGGAGGUGUUUCUUUUUUCAAAAAAAUUUUUUUUUUUUUGCUUAAGGUCAACAAAGUAUAUGUAUUAAGAAUGAAAGAAAGAAUACAGAAAACAAAUCUAAAUCUUUUCUGAAAACAUUUGUAAUUAUGAGUUCUCUAUUUUAAAAUAUAUACUUAGCAUUGGUAGUUAUUUAUUUUAAUUUUACUAAAUGAGGUUUUCCUAAUGUCAAUUCAAUUCAUCAUGAUCCCUUUCUU